This is a messenger RNA of Nicrophorus vespilloides, 1434 nucleotides long. Its product is annotated as activator of 90 kDa heat shock protein ATPase homolog 1. Gene Ontology annotation, cellular component: cytosol. Bases 162 to 1184 code for a protein of 340 amino acids. Gene Ontology annotation, molecular function: ATPase activator activity; protein-folding chaperone binding. The record is from RefSeq and is a predicted model, not a curated record. Gene Ontology annotation, biological process: positive regulation of ATP-dependent activity; protein folding. NCBI's taxonomy places the organism in Eukaryota, Metazoa, Arthropoda, Insecta, Coleoptera, Silphidae. The transcript has 4 exons.
UUGGUUGAAGCUGUCAAAUGUCAUUUCGGUGUGUGUGAUUUUGCGAGUGUUUUCUAGAAUUUUCGCUUCUAUUGAAGUUGGACCCAAUCCUAAGGGAGGUUUUUACAAACCUAAUAGUAAUUACAGAAAGUAGGAUUAUUUUCCAUAUUUAAUUACGCAAGAUGGCUAAAUGGGGUGAGGGUGAUCCACGGUGGAUUGUGGAGGAAAGGCCUGACGCCACUAACGUCAAUAAUUGGCACUGGACAGAGAGGAAUGCCACCCCAUGGUCACAAGAGAAGAUCAAGGAAUUGUUCAAAGAUGUUGCAGUUCCAUCAGAUGUUGCUACUAUUACCAUUGAUGAGGUGGACAAGUUGGAAGGAGAAGCUUCUGCCAGUAAUCGCAAAGGAAAGCUUAUUUUCUUCUAUGAGUGGAAUUUGAUUUUGAAGUGGUCUGGUGUAUUAAAUAAUGGGUCUGGUGUCAAGUACGAUGGUAAAAUAACCAUACCAAACCUCUCAGAGGAAAAUGAUGUCACUGAUCUAGAUAUACAAAUCUCAGUGAAAGAAAUGGAUCAAGAUGGUCAGAUCUUGAAAGACAUCAUGCACAAACAUGGCAAAGAUGUUGUCAGGGAUAGAGUGGCCAACUAUCUGGCUAGUUUAACACAGGAGUUCUCUAAAGGUAUGAUUCUACCCAAAAAGGAUGGAAUUAAACCAGAUUCUGUUAAGAUUCUCACCAGUGGCUUCAACAAAAAAAUUGACAUGCAGCCUGUGGUUGAGGAAAAAAAAUCUGUUGGAUUAAAAAUUGAUACAACCACUUUAAAAAUCAAUCUCAAAUUCCAAUGCAAAGCAAUGGAGUUUUAUGAUGCAAUGACUAGGGUAGAAAUGGUGACUGCCUUCACAAGAGGCGCUGUGAAACUGGAAGUGUUUAAGGGAGGAAAGUUCGAAAUGUUUGGCGGUAACAUUACUGGUAUCUUUGAUGAAUUAGUUCCGGGUAAGAAGAUCGUUCAACAGUGGAGGUACAAACCAUGGCCAGUCGGACAUCAUUCUAUUGUCACCAUCAGCAUUGACGAAAAAGACGACCAUACACAAGUGAAAGUUGUUCAAAGUGGGGUUCCCACAGCGGAGGCUGAAACGACGAGAAAUAAUUGGGAAAUGUAUUAUUGGCAAUCCAUGAAGCGCACUUUCGGUUUCGGAGCUUUUAUAGAGUAGAAUGGGAAUAGUUGUGAAUAUAAUUUUUCAUUUGGUGGAUCAUCGAUUUAAUUAUAAAAAAUAUUGUUAGCAAAUAUUUCAUCUCCGAGACGAUUUUAAUGUAAAUCUAGUGCCCUAAUUAUUUUGCAAGAACAUUAAUAUAUUUCUGUGUUGUAUUAAAUUAUUUGUUCUAACCGCUUUAUCAUUGAGGAUUUCCAUUUCAUUAUUAUCGUGUUGAAAGUAUCUAAAUACAAUAAAAUAAUUAUGAUAA